Durusdinium trenchii is the source of this 1841-nucleotide messenger RNA. NCBI's taxonomy places the organism in Eukaryota, Dinophyceae, Suessiales, Symbiodiniaceae. The record is from the annotation of a GenBank genome assembly.
GUUUAGGAUGGUUUGGGUAUGGAUGUUAAACCAAAUGCGGCAUUCGGCAUUUGGCAGCUUCGUAGUCAUUGGAUGCCACAAGGUUCACAAAUCUGUCAAUUGUCACACAGAUUGGCACUUGAUCAGAGACUAGAACUAGUUCCAGACAUGUUUUGUUUGGUGUUUUUUCCUGCUUGCGGAAAUUUGGAAGGGGUAACUACAUGCAAUUAGAUGUGCUGGAUUAUUUAGAUGUUCUGUGAACCUUUGUGUUGUUUUGCGUGUCAAACUGGACACUUCCCCUGCGGGUGCCAGGGUCACCUGUCACGGUCUCUCACAGCAAAACUCGGAGUUUUGGCUCAAGAUGCCUAGCGAAGCUUGUGACCCUUGUGGCGAAGGGUGAUGCCAUGGUAUGGAUUCGGCAGACCGGCCCUAGGACGAGGCCGAACGGACUUCCCAGUGCAGUAUGACCUCAGUGGCAGGGUGGAUGUCGUCGUCAAAGGCUCCAGGACGCAGGUGAUCGGUGAUUGCGCCUUCUUUUUGCUCCGGACCACAUGGAGCAAAUUUAUGUUUUGUUUGCUCUCGACGUAUUUGUCAGUGAUUUUCAUCUUUGGAAUGCUCUUCUUCUACGUGCAGGAGGAUGGCAUACUUUGCUUGGUCAAGGACGAACCAUGCACUUUCUGGGACGGACUCAACUUGUCCACCCAUUGUAUGUCUACCAUUGGUUUCGGCACUGUGGUACCCAACACGGCCUUUACCAACGCCUUGGUCAUCGCAGAGUUUUGGAUUGCAGUCCUCAUGGGUGCCACCGCCGGGGGGCUCCUCUUCUCCAGAGUGAGCACUGCUAGCUCCCGCGUGGCGUUCUCGGAUGUGGCGUUGGUCACGGAUGUGCGAGGAACUCCCACGAUCACCUUCCGGAUCGUGAACGAGCGGCCCUUCAGCUGCUUGUUUGACGUCACCUGCCGGGUGAGCGCGCUCGUCAAGGAUCCGAAGGCAGGGAUGAGGAUCUUAGCUCCCUGCAAGCUGGAACGGGCGACGAACAUGAUGUUCCGUGCGGUGUGGAAUUUGUUGCACCGCUUGGAUGAGGAGAGUCCCAUUUGUGGUCUGAACAGUGAGAACUGUCAGGAAAAGUUCUUAGCCUUCGUGGUGCAGCUUGAAGGGACGGAUCAGACCUAUAUGCAGAAGGUUUUUGCCAACAAGUGCUACUACCCUUCUGACUUUCGAUUUGAUGAGACUUUCGAUGAUAUCAUGACCAUGAGCCCAAACAAGAUCACCGUCGACUUAAAAGGACUGAGUAAUACCAGCAAGGUCAAGAGAGCGGAUGAGACAGCAGCUCAGAGUUUCACCUUACUUGCUCAAGAAGCAGCCAAAUUGAAGAAUAAGGAAACUGGGGCAGAUAACCAAGAGGAACAUGAGGACAAGGAUGCACUGGGAGCACAGGAUGAUGAUGAUGAUGAUGAUGAUGAUGAUGAUGAUGAUGAAUCGGACUUCAAUACUUCAAGGAUUUGAACAUGGCAGAGUCGUCUCCUCCUCGCUGCUUCCCAGACCCGCAGAAUGGCAAUGGUUAAAUAUGCAAUGAGUUGGGGACUGACGGCUUCAGCCCCUUGCGCGAAGCGCAUGCCGGCAUUUUCAGUAUUUCAAUUUGUAAUGUGCACAACGGGUUUGCCUGCACCGCACAUAUCCCGGGAAGUUUGUAGCACUUGAGUCAGAAUUCACCAAUGAGGCCAGUGAGUGGGGACAACCUGGGGACUGGCAGUAUUUUUUGAUGUCAGGGAGCUUGGUCAUAGAGAAGUGGAUGUGAUUGCUAGUGUUGCAAAUGUCAGCUUGCAAAUGUCUUGCAGAUUGAGCUCAUCGAUUGGUGUGGA